Punica granatum (pomegranate) is the source of this 1599-nucleotide messenger RNA. NCBI's taxonomy places the organism in Eukaryota, Viridiplantae, Streptophyta, Magnoliopsida, Myrtales, Lythraceae. The record is from RefSeq and is a predicted model, not a curated record.
ACAAUACAUGCAUAUACACGCAUAUACGUAUAGAGAGAGAAGGAGCUAAGCCUGCCUGCCUUCCUACCACCGUCACAUCCGUCCAUUGCCAUUCCCUACGGUGCUCGCCUCUCUCUGUCUCAUGCUUACUUUGUAGGGGAUCUGGUCGUUUCCAUAUAGCCAUGGCUGACUGGCAGCAGCUCCUCCAGUCGAUCCUCCUCGGUCUCAUAUUCUCCUACCUUCUCGCCAAGCUCAUCUCCAUCCUCACCUCCUUCAAGGAAGACAACCUCUCCAUUGCCCGUGCUUCCUCCUCCCCCGAUUCGGAGCCGCCCAAACUCCGCCCCGAGCAGCCGGCUGCGGCGGCGGAGGAGGCUCACGACUCCGGCGCCGACGCGGAUUCACUCGCUGCGGAGCAUGGCAGCGUGAGGAACGAAAGCGUUGUUGGCACUGAGGAUGGCGGAGACAGCGACAGUGACUGGGAGGGAGUUGAGAGCACCGAGCUGGACGAGGUCUUCAGUGCGGCCACAGCCUUCGUGGCCGCUGCUGCGGCGGAUCGCCUCUCCCAGAAGGUCUCCAACGAUGUGCAGCUGCAGCUCUACGCACUCUACAAGAUCGCCACUGAGGGCCCGUGUAGUACUCCUCAGCCUUCCGCUUUGAAAUUGACUGCAAGAGCUAAGUGGCAAGCAUGGAACAAACUGGGUGCUAUGCCUCCUGAAGAUGCGAUGCAGAAGUAUAUCGACAUUGUCACAGAGCUGUAUCCGACUUGGGCUGCUGGAUCGAGUCUGAGGAGUAAAGGUGGGGAUCGUGAUGCCUCAAGCGCAGAAGCCAAAGGACCCAUGGGCCCAGUUUUCAGCACAUUCGUCUACGAGGAAACUGGAAAUGAGCUGAAAAUGGAUGCUAUACAUGCUUUUGCAAGAGAAGGUGAAGUUGAUAAUCUGGUUAAAUGCAUUGACAGUGGUGUUGGUAUCAAUGUCAAAGAUAGCGAGGGUCGGACCCCAUUGCACUGGGCUGUUGAUCGCGGUCACCUAAAUGUCAUUGAGUCGCUUAUAAGCAAUGGUGCUGAUGUGAAUGCAAAGGAUAACGAGGGCCAAACACCGCUGCACUAUGCUGCCGUUUGUGACCGAGAAGGGAUAGCAGAUUUCCUUGUGAAGCAUAAUGCAGGCACGGAAAUUAAGGACAAUGACGGGCUCUCUCCCUUGGAUCUCUGUGAGGUGAACUGGCCCUGUAUGAAGCCUGCUGAAGAAGAGCAGGCUGACUAAAUUUAGACUCUGGCUAAUGUAUCCUGUUGCUGGAGCUUAACGCUUGCAUUUGAAUCGUUGGUCAAUGUAUAUAGAAUCUUUACAUGAUAGCCCCCUUUCUAGUUCUGUUUUGCCCCUCGGGCUUCAAAGUAGAUCGAUCGGGGCGCUGCUAUUGACCCCAACCGGCAAGUUGUGCUUCUCUCGGGUUUUUUAGUGAAGAGAAUUUGAAGGCAUUUUCAUAGAAGGCUGUGCUUCCUUUUUUCAAUAUUCUUUGGUUAGGCAGUAUGUGAGAACUUAUGCCUCUUCUGCCACUGCUGCAUUAUUGUGUUGAACAUUUUACAAACAUCUCUGGACCUUAAGAUCAAUACGUUUUUCACCCUUA